This is a messenger RNA of Hemibagrus wyckioides, 3035 nucleotides long. RefSeq names its product phospholipid phosphatase 3 (gene plpp3). Lineage: Eukaryota; Metazoa; Chordata; Actinopteri; Siluriformes; Bagridae. Gene Ontology annotation, biological process: phospholipid dephosphorylation; canonical Wnt signaling pathway; phospholipid metabolic process. The record is from RefSeq and is a predicted model, not a curated record. Gene Ontology annotation, molecular function: phosphatidate phosphatase activity. The coding region runs from base 414 to 1352 and encodes 312 amino acids. The transcript is spliced from 6 exons.
GAGGAGAAGGAGGAGAUCACGCAAGGUUUCUUAAAUGUGGAGCUGGACCCUCAGCACUUUUAAAGCACCGCGCUCUCUGCCUCUUCAAACACCCCUGAAUCCAAAGUGAACUGCAAAGUUAUAGUUACAUUAAACCACUGUAUCGGUUUUAUUUGAAAGGUACGCUUAAACGCUUAGACACGUUUUCUCCGUGAAAAAAAAAGAAAAAGAAAUCACGUUUUGAGGGGACAUUUGGACUUUUUGUUUAUCUUUAAAGCGCAACUUUUCAGGACUUCUUUCCAAAAGUAAACGGGAUUCCCUAGACUUGACUUCCUUGCUGACACGUCCUUAAGUUGUUGUAGUUUUUUUCUGGGAUUCGUAGGUUAGUGUACGGACUGAGACUUUUCCAGAGAAUCGAGUAGACUGUCUGUUGGAUGCAGUCGUACAUGUACGAGAAAGCGAUGGCAUCAGAAACGAGAAACGGCGGCACAUCAACGUUCAACAACAACAGCACCGGCACAACCAAGAGGAAACUGUUGAUCGUCCUGGAUAUCAUCUGCCUGCUUUUAGCUGCCCUGCCUUUCCUGUUAAUUGAAACUAGCAUGAUCGAGCCGUAUCAACGCGGGUUUUACUGCAGUGACCAGUCCAUCCGGUAUCCUUAUAAAAACGGAGACACCAUAAGCGAUGCCGUGCUCUGUCUCGCUGGCAUUCUUAUUGCCAUCGUCUCUAUUGUGAUCGGCGAAUGCUAUAGGAUCCAUUACCUAAAGCAGGGCUCUCACUCGUUUUUGGGAAACCCGUACAUCUCGGCCCUUUAUCGCCAAGUCGGCGUGUUCAUCUUCGGCUGCGCGAUCAGCCAGUCUUUCACAGAUAUCGCUAAGGUGUCUGUGGGACGUAUGAGGCCACACUUUCUGCAUGUGUGCCAGCCGGACUUCUCGAAAAUCAACUGCUCUGCCGGUUACAUCACCGACUAUGUGUGCACGGGUAACGACACCAAGGUGCAGGAAGCAAGGAAAUCCUUCUUCUCUGGACAUGCCUCAUUUUCAAUGUACACCAUGCUGUAUUUAGCUUUCUAUCUGCAGUCUCGGUUUACGUGGCGUGGAGCUCGUCUCCUGAGGCCGCUGGUCCAGUUCACUCUUCUGAUGAUGGCUUUCUACACCGGUCUGUCUCGUGUUUCAGACCAUAAACACCAUCCCACUGAUGUGCUCGCUGGAUUCGUACAAGGAGCGCUGGUGGCCUACUGCAUAGUCUUCUAUGUAUCAGACCUGUUCAAGCCCAAAAUCAAGACCGUCAGUCCUCCUCCAUCGCCAAUCAAGAAAGAACUCCUGCCAUCCUCUGACAUCAUAGACAGAAACAACCAUCACAACAUGGUGUGAGAGGAGGAUACGGGAGGAAACAUCCCUAGGAAUCCAUCACACCUUUUUGAAGAACCUGAAGAGCCACCUGUGAAUGAAGAGAAGCAGUAUUUUCGCUGCUGCUCUCUCUUUCUCUCAUCUGACAGUAGAAUGUAGGGGCAGGAGACAGAGACUUUAUUUUUUUUUUGUUUUGUUUUUACUAUUGAGACUCUCUAUUUUUGUACUAUUACAAAAUUUGCUGUUUCUUAUAUCGAGCCCGAUUUAUGAAAGCUAAACAAUCAGGAGAAAUGGCAUUCAUUUUUUUGGUAGUUGGUUCCCAAAGCAGCAGGGACUAAGCGGGCCUGGAACUUGCUUUUGCGAUACUCUGAAUGGAGCUGAAUGCAGAAAGCAAAGGGGCCACUUUAAUAAUGGGGGCAGAAAGAAAGCAAAACAAGUACUAAUGAAUGAUUGAAUGAAUGGGUGUAUGCAAAUGAAUGAAGAGUGUGACUGUGAGGCUGGUCAUGUGAUCUCUCUCUGUCUUUUUCUCUCUACCGUUUCUUUCCUCUCUCUUGUCUCCGAGGCCUUUCGCCAGUAUAAGACAACAAAUUCCUUAAUUAUAGGAAUGAUACUUUAUUACCUGCGACGUUACUAGCACAGAUAUAUUAACAAUAUAAAGAAGAAUAACUUAUAGCACUAUAGCCGAUCAUUAUAAAUCGUCACCACUCGCUGUCUGGGCGGUGUAGCUCCAGGGACGCUCGAUGAGGUUUAGUGUGUGGUAGACUGAAUCCCAGUGAACUCUUACGCUGUGGUAUGCGUGGGUCCUGUAGAAUCUAGUGGACUCCAAAUACCAUUAUGAUACGCUGACACUCCUAAGCACUAGACCCAUCCCUGCUGUCCUAAGCUAUCCACACAGAAGCCUAGCUCCAAGGGAUGUUGCAUUUUACUGGGAUUUUUUCAGGGGUUGGGCUUUGAGGGAGGGAGAUAUAGGGGAGUGAUGUGGGCUGUAGAUAACAGAUGGUAGUCAAUUUUUAAUAGUGAAUUCAAGAUGGCCGCCCAGCUGAGAGAGCAUGGUAGAGCCGUGCUUUUGUUUCCAGUGGGUGUGAUUUGUGCUGGAUGGGAUGGGAUGGGAUAGGGGCAGGCAUGUCGAGUCCCGUCGACUGCACUGGCUUGGCACGUUUCAUUUUGGAUGGGUGAACGAGUCUUUUCUGCUGGCUAGUACGGAUUCUUCUCCCUUCCGAGCACAUAAUCAUUUAACAACAGUGCCAACUGGAUCUAUAGCCAGAGACGGUGUUAAUUUAACUGCCUGCCAGAACUCCUAUCCAACCCAGGAUGUUCAAGGUGUGGGGUCCCACCACAGUCACUCAGUGCCACAUUUUGUGUGUGUGUGUAUGUGUGUGUGUGUGUGUGAGAUUCUGUAUCUCACUGUGUUUCUGCACCUAGUCCUAGUCGCUAGGCAGAGGACUGUUAUCAUGUGAAGAAGAAGAAAAAAAAAAGAAAACUGUGGAUUUAUUUUCUUUUAAAUGCCUCUUUGGCCUUUUUCUUAUCUAAAAUAAUGUCUACUGUUCUCACUAACUCUCCUGUACAGUGCUGCCAGAUUUGUUUAUAUACCAUAUACAACGUCUACACAACUCUACACAGCCUCCAAUGUUGCACAUCCCUCCCAUUGUCUGGUCCGUCCUUUUUAUUUCAACGAACCCUUCUCUCACCCCCCCCCUCCUUUUUAAA